Messenger RNA from Phycodurus eques (leafy seadragon), 1808 nucleotides. It is a transcript of the gene prkcsh, whose product is annotated as protein kinase C substrate 80K-H. Gene Ontology annotation, biological process: liver development; N-glycan processing. The transcript has 18 exons. Gene Ontology annotation, cellular component: glucosidase II complex. The record is from RefSeq and is a predicted model, not a curated record. Gene Ontology annotation, molecular function: calcium ion binding. NCBI's taxonomy places the organism in Eukaryota, Metazoa, Chordata, Actinopteri, Syngnathiformes, Syngnathidae. The coding region runs from base 99 to 1703 and encodes 534 amino acids.
UACGGAACUGAAGCGCGAGGUCAGGAUACAAGUAGCCAUUAGCUUAUCUUUCUCGAGCGAAAGAGAAGUCAACGUUCCGGAGAGCAAAGGCGUUAAUUAUGGCGAUGGCCUGCCAGAGCUUCAUCCCUCUGCUGUUCCUGAGUGCGGCAGUCUCGGCCGUGGAAGUUCAGCGCCCCCGUGGUGUCCCCCUGUCAAAAAAGCACUUCUACGUGGAGGGGAAACCGUUUACCUGCUUGGAUGGUUCCCGCACGAUUCCCUUUGACAGGGUCAAUGAUGACUACUGUGACUGUCAGGAUGGUUCGGAUGAGCCAGGAACUCCGGCUUGCCCCAAUGGCAGCUUCCAUUGCACUAACGCGGGUCAUCGACCAGUCUUUAUCCCAUCGUCCCGCAUCAAUGAUGGCGUAUGCGACUGCUGUGAUGCAACUGAUGAGUUCAACAGCGGUGCGAGCUGCCCAAACACUUGCAGGGAGUUGGGGCGCAAGGAGAAAGAGAGUCUGCAAAAGCUGGCUGAGAUUGCAAAGGAGGGCUUUCUUCUCAAACAGCAACUCAUUCAGGAGGCUAAGAGGGGUCUGGAGGAAAAGAAGGCCAAAGUAUUAGAACUCGAGGCCAGUAAGAAACAACUGGAGGAGAUGGUGGAGGCUCUGAGAACGGUGAAGGAGACGGCAGAGGAGCCCGAGAAAGAAGCUAAAGAGCGCCAUCUCAAGGCUUGGGAAGAUCAAAAGGCUGCAGUACACGCUGAGAAGGACAAGGCUCGAAUGGUUGAAGUGUUUCUCGAACUGGAUGAUGAUGGCGAUGGCUUUAUCUCCCUGCCUGAACUUCAGACCCACAGUGAGCUUGAUACAGAUUCAGAUGGUUCUUUCACUGAAACAGAGGCUCAGGCCCUUUUGGGAGGCGUGGACAAAGCGGAUGCGGCAGCGUUCGAGGCCGUCUGGAAGGACGUCAAAGAGAAAUACAUCUCCGAGGCCCAAGCGCCGGUGGAGACGCCGCACGAGGAGAUGAGGGAGCCGCUCACCGACAAUGACUCUGAACAUUACUCUGAGGGGGAACUCCCAGAGGAAGAUGAUGAGGAUGAUCAGGAGGAGGCUGAUGAAGAGGAGGAAGAUGAUGACGAUUCAGAUGAAGCAGACUACAUUAGUCCUCCCGCGGUACAAGAAAAGAAGGAUGACGAGGACGAGGGGACCAUGCCGCCCUACGAUGAAGAAACGCAGAACCUCAUUGAUGCUGCCCAGAAGGCGAGGGAACAGUUUGAUGAGGGUGAGCGAGCUCUCCGGGAACUGGAUGAUCAGAUGAAGAACCUUGAAAAGGAAACAUCCUCAGACUUUGGACCCAGUGCUGAGUUUGCUUACCUCUACAGCCAGUGCUACGACCUAAUUACUAGCGAGUACAUCUACCGGCUCUGCCCAUUCAAUCGAGUAUCCCAGAAACCAAAGCACGGCGGCUCGGAGACCAGCUUAGGGUCCUGGGGUCAUUGGGACGGUCCCGAGGGUAACGUCUACGCCGUAAUGAAGUACGAGAAUGGAAUGGGAUGCUGGCAAGGCCCCAACAGAUCCACCACGGUUAAGCUAAAAUGUGGGCAAGAGACGGCGGUGAUAUCCACAACGGAACCCAGUCGCUGCGAGUACUUGAUGGAGUUCACUACUCCCGCCCUCUGCCAGGACCCCAAUACCCUGGACCCCAUGCUGCAUAAGCAUACCGAACUUUAAACCCCCUCUGCUCGUUGUUCACCAGGGACCACGUAGCCACGGCAACAGGAAUCACGAGGCGCCACUGCACUAUUUCAUUGUUAAAUAAAAAAAUUAAUGCUUUUA